This is a messenger RNA of Punica granatum (pomegranate), 963 nucleotides long. The record is from RefSeq and is a predicted model, not a curated record. NCBI's taxonomy places the organism in Eukaryota, Viridiplantae, Streptophyta, Magnoliopsida, Myrtales, Lythraceae.
GCUCGGUUUCUCAUACACUCACUAUUAGUACAUUCAAGAGCUAGACAGGAGCUUGAGCUCGACCAGGAUGAAGAAUCUUGGCUUUGUCUUGUCUAUUGCUGUCUUUGCACUGGCACUUUUCCCUGCCUCAGCAUAUGAUCCGGACCCUCUUCAGGAUUUCUGUGUUGCAAUCAACGAACCAAAAGAUGCAGUGUUUGUGAAUGGGAGGUUCUGCAAGAGCCCAAAGCUGGCUAACCCGAACGACUUCUUCUUCUCGGGGCUCAAUAUCCCUGGAAACACAUCAAACCAGGUGGGCUCCGCAGUCACUGCAGUGACUGUGGACCAACUCCCAGGGCUCAAUACUAUGGGAAUCUCAUUGGCCCGAAUCGACUUCGCGAUCAAUGGCUUGAACCCACCCCACACUCAUCCUCGUGCGAGUGAGAUCUUAGUUGUCCUGGAAGGCACCCUCUAUGUGGGGUUCGUGAACUCAAAUCCUGAGAACAGUCUCUUCGCCAAAGUACUUAACCCAGGAGAUGUCUAUGUUUUCCCAAAGGGGAUGAUCCACUUCCAACUCAACGUUGGGAAGACCAAAGCAGUUGCAGUAGCUGGCCUCAGCAGUCAGAACCCAGGGGUCAUUACUAUUGCUAAUGCACUAUUCAACACGAACCCACCUAUUAAUCCCGAGGUUCUUGCAAUAGCAUUCCAGCUUGAUGAGCACUUGGUGCAGGUACUUCAGAAGAAAUUCUGGUACUAUAAUAGUAAGAAUGCAGCCUGAGGGACUUGGCUGGAAAGAGACGAUAAUAAUCUGGUGAAAAAGGACUCAUUGUAUGUUGUCCAGCUAAUUUAGUAAAAGUUUGUCAGCUUAUGCUGUUGGGUGUGUUUUCCUGCUGCCUGCUGUUAAGUGCCGUUGUAAAGAUAUUUAAGAGUAAUAAGAAUGUCGAAGUAUGAUAAAAUGCUGCAAUCAUAUCCGAAUUUAUGAGAAAG